GGAUUUACAACACACAGCCAUCCAAUCGCAGCCUGCAAUGGUGGAGCGUCCCGUUCAGCCAUGUUGUGGUUUUGAAUGAGGAAGAAGCGGGAGAUGUUGUUCUUCAGCGAGUUUAUUUGCUAUUUAAAUUCACGUUAAGGAUAUAAAAAUAAUUCUGGGUGUGACUCAAAAUGAUAAUCGUUUUUCCGAACGUGCUGGCUGCGACGUAUCGCAUUCCUGGUGGAAAUUAGGCACACUUCCAUAAAUUAGCCGCGCGGCUAGCAACGGUAGCUAGCAAGGUAGUUGGGUACUUAGCGUGCUAGCUAGGCAAGCAGCAAAUAUUAAAGGUUAGCGUCUUUCGUGGGAAUAUACAAUGAUAUUUGUGAGGAGUGUUAACAUUUGAAGUAGCCCCAGCUAGCCCGCCUCGGUCGAAUUAGGUAUAUCAGCACAGCUUGGGCUCGGUGUAUUGACAGGUAGAAAGCAACUAUAACCGUUUUGCUUUGAACCCGCGGCGCUAUUUCUAAAACUUUUGAGCCAUGUUGAAUAAAAUCUACGAAUGGAUCGAAACAAACUUCGCCAAUUUACGCAAUGAUGUACCUGCUGAAGAGCACAUAGAUGCACGCCGGGAGCCAAGAGAUGGUCCGAUCAGGAGGAAAAGACCGCUUGAAUGUUUGGAAGAUGGACACAACCUCGACCAAGACGGUUUAGUGAUAAAGAGGUCACGAAUGGGGGACUUAAUUGACACAGUCAAGACUGCAGCUGAAGGGGUUAAGAGCCAUAGUUCCAGUGUGGCUACGUGGAUGAGGAUGAAUGUAAGCCCUACCUUGAGAAAUAUACUGCCUGCCUCCCCUGGUCCUCCGCCUCCAGAAUCCCAGCCACAGCCCUCAACAUCAGCAGCAGUUUGGGCAGGAAGGCCGGAUGUUGGAAGAAACUCUGUGACCGAAAAGUUCGCUGCUCCCUCAACUUUGGAAUGGAAAACAUCAAAAUUAGAAUGGUCACGCAAUGAGAAGUCCUUUAUGGGAUCAAAAGUCUGCAGGAGGCAAGUUUGUAUGAGUCCUACACAUCGUGAAGUGCCAAAAACAAAUGGACAUUCAGUUAACUUGCCACCUUCCAUCACGCCUAAAUUGCAACCCUCACCACGGCUUGGCAGGCCCCUAAACCUCCGUCCACAUGCAACACCAAGUUUGUGUAGUGGCAUUGGGACAACAAACAGCACCUGCACAAGUAUGUAUGAGAAGACAUUUCCCAUCAAAGUGAUGCAGAGCCCGACCCACAGCACCUCAUCUGGCUGCUUAAAUCGAGCCAGGCUUCACUCCACAGCACAGGAGUCGGUUUGUGAAGAAGAGAAGGAGGUCUACAGGCAGCUUCUCACCAUGGUCUCUGGUGGCCAAUCAGCAUGCCUUCGCAAUGGCGGUUCACAUGCAUUCGUGAGGUCACACAGAGAUUUCUCUAGUUUUCUGACAACCAGCCGUAGAUUGCUGCAGUUCUCGUCCUCACCUGGGUCAGCAGCAGCAGCAGGUACUUCCGAGGAACCCAGUAGCCCCCCCAGUCCAAGAGGGUUGUCAAGUCAAAGUUCCAGCAACCUCCCCAGCCCAGUGGGAACGUCCAGCAAGCCAGUGAUUCAACCGUGGUGUCUGGAUACUGACCUGAGCUUCAGUACAGCAGCAGCCUUAACAGUUCCCUCUCCACCUGCUCUGCACGAUAACUCUUCUCAGGACACGCAGUCAUCAGCUUGUGAUGGUGACUCUGUAAUUAUUGUGCAUGAGCAGAAGGGAAAAAAGCAGGACAGCUCAAGUGUCCCGUGUUUCCAAGCUGAGUUAUGGAUAAAAGAAUUGACAAGUAUGUAUGACUCUCGGGCAAGAGAAAGAAGGCGACAGAUUGAAGAGCAGGAGGCUUUGGCUGCCAGGCUGCUCCGUCAGCGACUUUCUGAAGAAGGGCAUCGCAGCCCAGACGUUGAGGUCCAUAUCCGAGUUCCUUUGGAGAAAGAGGUUCCUUUGUCUCCUGUGAUUGAAGAAUCAAAGCUUCUGAAAGAGAAACCAGAAUUUCCUGAACUCUCAAUGGAAAUGGAAGCUGCAGUCAACAGGGCAUUUAGAGGAGGUAGUCCUCAUGAAGUACUGAGUGAAGGUUUUGGUCUCAGCCUUACACGCAAAGACCUGCAGACCCUCAGCAACCUUAACUGGCUCAAUGAUGAAGUGAUCAACUUUUACAUGAAUUUGCUGGUUGAGCGAAGUAAAGACCCCAGCCUGCCAUCAGUCAAUACAUUCAACACAUUUUUCUACCCAAAGCUGCGCAGCAGCGGCUACUCUGCUGUACGCCGGUGGACCAAAAAGAUGGACAUCUUUUCUAAGGACAUCCUUUUGAUCCCUGUCCACCUGGGGGUGCACUGGUGCCUCUCUGUCAUAGAUUUCCGGAAAAAGGCUAUUAUGUACCUUGAUUCAAUGGGAGGAAACAACGAUGAAGCAUGUAAAAUAUUGUUUGAAUACCUACAGCAGGAAAGUAAGGACAAGAAGGGCAAAGAACUAGAUACCUCAGGCUGGACUCUGCACAGCAAAAAGCGCCAUGAAAUUCCUCAGCAGAUGAAUGGUAGUGACUGUGGAAUGUUCACUUGCAAAUAUGCAGAUUACAUUACCAAAGACAGACCAAUCACAUUCACACAGACACACAUGCCCUAUUUCAGGAAAAGAAUGGUUUGGGAGAUUCUUCAUCACAAGCUGUUGUGAUAUCAGGAUGAGGUUCGUGAACUCGUCUCUCAUCGUCUUGCAGUGUUAUAUGUGCAAAUUUUGACAUUCAGCUGCAAGUUCCAGGACAAGUCCUGUUUUGAGAAAGUCUUGUACACCAGCUCCUUAGAUCAGGAACCAGCCCUGUAAUUCUCCAUCUUCUACAUUCAGUUAAGUCCUCAGUUGAUCAGCUGAUGGGAAGUUGCUAGAGAACACAAGCACUGCCUCUCAAUUGUUUUCUGUAGUUUUCGUGACUUUGUGCAGUCACGGGGCUUCAGUAGAGCAGCAGGAACGCUGCACGUUUUGUAUUUCGCAGCCUUAACGGGUGGUGAGAUUACAUUUGUACUGACUUUGACCGUGUCCUCAGUCUGACGAAGGCACAGUUUACAUGAUUUUGUCUCAUAGGGAGAUGAGUCUGUUAUGCUGCAUAUUUAUGACAGUAAUACUCUAUUUUGGUUUUACUCAGUAUUUGAUACUCGUGCAAAAUUUCAGUUUACCUCAAAAUUGUCAAUGCACACAAACUGUUUUUGGGCGAAGAUUCUAACAAUUUGGGAUUUGUUCUGUUAUGUUUUUGCAAUAUAAACAUUACAUCUAAAACUUGAUUAUUUCAUUAAUUUGAUUCAGUGCACAACACUUCAAUGUGAAAUUGCCUUAGAGUAUAAGGUUUGAAGAAAACAUUGUGUCUUACCCCAUAAUUGUGACAAAGUCCUACUUUCAACCUGGAGGAGCAGGUCACAAAAACAUGGUAAUUUUCUGUUUUUUGCUAUGUCUCAAAAAAGCUUGUAAGUUAAUUGUCAAAGUCUAUUUUAUGUACUUAAGUCUUUUUAGUUCAAUUGCAAAAUUUGGGCAUAUUCAGUAUAUUUUGAACUUUGUACAUAUACAACCUCUUGAACAGUGUAAUAUACUUUUUUUUUACGUAUUUCCUAUAUUUUUUAUGUAGAGCAAACGCCAUUUUAGAAAAAAAUCUAAUGUGACUGACAUCAGUCUUUUGGGUUUGAAGAGACACAUUUGAGAAGUAUGAGAAGAAUGUGUGUGUUGGCUUUUUGGUAAAAGAUGUUUGUAAAUGAUAAAAGUACAGAACCCACAGUGGAAAAAAAAACAUUUAUUAAAAAAAAAGACAACUUUGAAAUCAAAGUUUAAUGUUUAA
This is a messenger RNA of Betta splendens (Siamese fighting fish), 3843 nucleotides long. RefSeq names its product SUMO specific peptidase 1 (gene senp1). Gene Ontology annotation, biological process: protein desumoylation. Gene Ontology annotation, molecular function: deSUMOylase activity. Bases 516 to 2699 code for a protein of 727 amino acids. The record is from RefSeq and is a predicted model, not a curated record. The transcript is spliced from 18 exons. Lineage: Eukaryota; Metazoa; Chordata; Actinopteri; Anabantiformes; Osphronemidae. Gene Ontology annotation, cellular component: nucleus.